GAGAGUGUGUGAGUUGUUCAUUCCUGCUACAAGUGAGCAUGAACUGAACAACAGCUAGUUCCAAGUUGACGUAUAAUCUGGGUAAUCCUAAUUAAUAUCAUAAAAAAUCUACGUAAACUCAAAAAAAUAACAUAGUGACACUUUUCAAGUUACAUACCCCUGAAAAGUUUUUGUUAGAAUAGUUGCUGUUGGAAAUGAUCCUGGUCAGCCAAGCUAAAAGAUAUUCUUUCAAUGUGACGGUUGGCACCGCCUCUUUUUCGUAUGGCUGGAAUCGUUGAUCGUAUGUCAGUUGCAUGUCAGCUGUGACAUAUUUUGCGAUGCCAACUAUUGUAAAUAUUGAAAAUAGCUUAGUAUUAGUAAUUUUUAUGCUAUUGUACGUGAAGAUAAUUUAAAUAGAAAUGGACAAAUCUCAACUAGCUAUCGUAUUACAGCUAUUGAAAAAAUAUAACUUGAGGAGCACUGAGGAGUCUCUGCGCAAGGAGGCCAAUUUAACAGAAAACCUCGACGGCUUACCACAAGAGUCUGAUGUAGGUAGCGAGCUAACUGGCUACAAAAGUGAUGGGGACCCUGAAACAUAUGAGGCAGCUUAUACAGAACUUAAACGAUUUGUGGAAAACUCCCUCGAUAUCUAUAAACAUGAACUUGGUACAAUAUUGUUUCCUGUUUUGGUACACAUGUAUCUAGAGCUUGUCUAUAAUGGUCACUCAGAACAAGCUAUUGCAUUAAUGAAAAAAUUUGCACCAGAGCAAGAACCUUAUUAUCAAGAUGAUUUGAAGAAACUUGCUAUAGUGACAAAAAGAGAACAUAUGAAUGGGAAUGAACUAACAGAAACGUUCAAGUCAAAUCAGUUUAUAAUCAGAAUGUCUAGAGAUACAUUAUCUCUGCUUAAAAGACAUCUCAAUGAUAAAAAGAUUUCUGUUUUGAUAAAUAUCAUACAAGAGCAUUUGUAUUUUGAUAUGUAUGAAGGGGUAGCUAGAAGUAAGAGUCAGAUUUUUGCAACUUCUGGGGCUAUUGGUGGAGAGGCCAAAAGACAAGACAACAAAACAAAAGUCUUUUAUGGGAUACCAAAAGCACCAGAUAUACAAACAUUAGCUGCACCAGUCGAAGAUGAAGAUGACACUGCAGAUCAGGACAGUCCAGAUAAACCAAAAAAGAAGAAAGCCAAAAAAGAUCCUUUAUUUUCAAAGAAAACAAAGUCUGAUCCAAAUGCCCCACCUGUCGAUAGAAUUCCUGUACCUGAGCUAAAAGAUAACGAUAAAGUAGAGAAAGUUAAAGCACUGAGGGAGGUAUCCAAAAGGGUUAACUUAGGUCCAGAAUCACUGCCCUCAUGCUGCUGUUACACACUACUCAAUGCCAAUCAUACAGUUUGCUGUGCAGAAAUAACAGAAGAUUCCAGUAUGCUAGCUGUUGGAUUCAAUGAUUCCAUAGUCAAAGUAUGGACUUUGGUACCUCAGAAACUGAAAGCUAUGAAGUCAGCUGAGCAACUUGAGGAAGUCAAUGUGGAAGCGGAUGAUGUUUUGGUGAGAAUGAUGGACGAAAGAUCGGGAAAGACCUCAAGAACCCUAUGCGGUCACAGCGGACCAGUUUAUGCAGUCUCGUUUUCUCCAGAUCGUACUUUGCUGCUGAGUUGUUCUGAAGACACCACCAUAAGGUUAUGGAGCCUUCAGAUAUGGACUUGUUUGGUGGUAUACAAAGGUCACAUGUUUCCAGUUUGGGACGUCAAAUUCUCUCCUUUGGGAUAUUAUUUUGCGUCAGCUGGAUAUGAUAGAACCGCCAGGUUGUGGGCCACUGACCACUAUCAGCCACUGAGGUUGUUUGCUGGACAUUUUUCGGACGUGGAUUGCGUCCAGUUCCAUCCGAACAGCAACUACAUAGCAACGGGCAGUAGCGAUCGCCGCGUCUGCCUGUGGGACGUGACAACUGGCAACAGCGUUCGUUUGAUGACCGGCCACAAGGCGGCGGUGCAGUCGCUCGCGUUCGCAUCCUGCGGCAGGUUCCUCGCUUCGGCGGCCGCAGACGGACAGGUGCUGAUGUGGGAUCUGUCACACGGACAUCUGGUGGCGGAGUUGGUUGGACAUGCCGGAGCGGUACAUUGUCUUGGGUUCAGUCGGUGCGGGAGUAUAUUGGUGUCAGGUAAGUUGGGAUGUGAAUACGAGGUCUGUAAAUUCAGUGAUGCUAGUCUUUUUUAUUCAAAUAUAAUUACAGUUUUAUAUUGUCACCCUCUGAAUAACCUCCUUUUGAAGAAAAACAGUGCAGGAGACGGUUCUUCCACUCCUCGAAGCAGUGCUGGAACUCCGAUACUGGAAUAGGCUUCAGCUGGUCGGUUACAGCCGUUUGAAUGUAUUCGACUGUCCCAAAAUGAGUUCCCUUGAGGUGAUUUUUCAACUUCAUAAAGAGAAAGUCAGGCAAAUAAAAAGGCUGAGGAGUCACAUGAAUGUUUUUACUGGCCAAAAACUCGUUUAUAUAUACGUACACUUGAGCGAGUUCAAACUUGAACUGAAGGCGGAUCACAUGUUCCCCUCCACUCCAAGCCCUGCGCGUCCACUGUUGCCAGAUCGAACAAAAACCAUAUCACUCAUUUUUUUUUGGUCUGUCUGUCCGUCAGUCGGUCUGUCUGUCGGGAGAGAGCUACAUCCCAUAACUCAGGACGGAUGGAAAAAUGAACGUUGCAGGUGUUAGGAUAUGUACCCCAGCCAUUUUUAAAGUAAGAACCAAUUGCGCAUCGUGCCUGUGCAUCCUGAGUGUUCCACCUCGGACACUCUAGUCUCUUAAGACGCCGCCUUUAGGUUUCACCUCUGUCGAUGUUAGUUGUGUGAUUAUACUGCUUUAUUUGUCGCCCUUUCAAUCAAUAAACCCUCCGAUUGUGAAACGCGCUAAUAAAAACCGCCGGCAGGGCAUUUUUCCUAGCGGCGUCGUUUUGCUUCACGUUGCGCCAAGAAGAAGAAGCAGUGCGGAAGCGAUUGCCGACUGUGACGAACGACGUUGAUCCAUCGGGGAACCACGUCCCACCAAGUUAAAUAAAUGUACGGGGACAUCUAUGAUGAGUGAAAUGUGCCUAAUAGGUGCCCAGAAUAACUGGGGUUGGAAUCGUAUAAAUAUACCAAUGGUAAAAAAUUGAUAUAUACUCUCUGAACCCCCUGCAACCCCCAACACGAAAUUAUUAACUCCUACAAAUUUUCCGAAAAUGAUCAGGAUCCCCUGAAACGCCAAAAAUAAAAGUGAGCGAUUUUUAUGAUUUUUCAUUUUUUGCCUUUUUCCGCCAAUUUUCAAAACCAACUAAACUUUAUCGUCCUUAGCAUAGUAGUAACAUUAUGUAAAAAUUUUACCAAAAUCCGAGUGGUACUUCUCAAGUUAUAGGCAGUUAUAGGAUUAGCGAACAUAUAGACAGACCGACAGACAGAAAUGAGUGACAUGGUUUUUCGUAACGUACAUGUCAUAUAACCUCCAAAAAACAUCUCAUCUCAUGUUCUCCAGUAGGCGUAAAAAUGUUUUUAUUUUUGUUUGUUGAACAAAAAGAUGUGCGGACGUCCAAAAAAAAACAAAGGAAAAAACUACAAAAAAGACAAAUGGCCCAAAACAGCCCCAGAAAAAAAAGAACCGUGGAGAGUAGAUUUAUCUAACGGCUAGGGAGGUAUGGGAAAGGAACGACCUUGCCAGAUGGUCGGUACUAUCACUAGGACAGGGUAAAGAUGUCUAUGAAGGAAUUGUAUGGGCUUGUUUCACUGACUUGAUCAGUUUAACUUCUCUGUUUUAUCUGCCUCCAAAACGUUUUGGAAGACGUGGGGUAGCAUAGUUUCUCAAGUUAUCAAGUUCUAAAGAACCCCAAAGUUGAACAGAAAAGCAUAGUAAAUACGCAAAUUGCAAUUGUUUGAGCCUCUUUGACUAACUUGCUCCAUUUAAUUUUUUUUACAUGUUCGUAGCAACCUUUUUUCUAAAUUGUACCGAACAUAAUCCUUUAUGAACUGACGAUAGCGUUUUGCAAGUGCAGAGUCAACCUACUUGACGUCAUUUUAUUAUUUACCAAAUUUAUGUUUUCCAAAUAUCAAUAGUAGAAGCUACACAUUUUUGGAGGCCUUCCCAAUCUUGAAGUCGCGCUGGAAGUCGGAUCUUUUUUCUGAGCCAUUCAAGGCCGCCUUUAUAAAAGAAAUUUGUUUUGAAGGAACAAAUUCUUUGUAGACAAUUCGCCACUUGUCAAAAAAAGAUCAGCAUUCAGUUUUUUUGGCUGAGAAGGCCUCGCAGUGUGCUACUCCUGACUUGUCUCUUGGCCUCACAUGAUUCGAAACAUCUUAGUCAUUAGCAAUUCUGUAAAAAAGAUCAAGCCGCUUCGUUUUUCGAUUGUCCUGUACAAUCGUUUUUUCGGCACCUCUUUGGUACAGCUUGUUCGCAUGUGCAAAUGCUGAAUCAAAAGUUGAUGAACGGUAAAUCUGUUCAAAUUUAACUAGUCAUUCAACAUUCUUAAAGUUAAGCUUUGGUCUAAUUUCACAAGUGUGUUCACACGUUCGAAGUUUUCGUCGGUUUUCGAAAUUGAAGGUUUCCCGGAGCGGGGCUUAUCAUCAACGUUUUCUCUGCCUUCCAAAAAUGAUUUGUGCCAGACAAAAAUUUGAACUCGGGAUAAGGAAUGCUCCAAUAGACCUGUUUCAACUUAUCAAAUAUCUGGCCGUUUCAUCAAGCGUAAUACAAAAUUUAAUGGUACAACGUUGCUCCAAAUUCCGCUGUUUCAUUUUGCACGGCGCAUAACCAAAACAAGUUAACUAUCAGCAGUCCAUAAAAUGACGUUGUUACCGGACGGAUCUGAAACUCGAAACUCGCACUACGGAACCUACAAAUGCUUCGUAAAACUUUGAUCAUACGCUGAAAAUAACAGAAAGCCUCUGGCCUACUGAAAGACAGUUACCGUCAUCGCCUUUCGCACAACAUUAGCAUUUUGAUAGAUUUAAAAAGGGUAUUUAAAACAAUUCAUGGAAAAUUUUUCAAUGAAAAACGUGAAUGUUAUGGUGUGGAACAAACUUAAAAGAUUAUUUUGCAUAUAUAGAUGUAAAGCAUGGUGUGCCUCAGGGCACUAUUCUAGGACCUCUACGUUUC
Molecule: messenger RNA, 5082 nt
Organism: Acanthoscelides obtectus
Lineage: Eukaryota; Metazoa; Arthropoda; Insecta; Coleoptera; Chrysomelidae
Source: the annotation of a GenBank genome assembly